Molecule: messenger RNA, 1215 nt
Organism: Megachile rotundata (alfalfa leafcutting bee)
Lineage: Eukaryota; Metazoa; Arthropoda; Insecta; Hymenoptera; Megachilidae
Product: odorant receptor 13a-like
Biological process (GO): detection of chemical stimulus involved in sensory perception of smell; sensory perception of smell
Cellular component (GO): plasma membrane
Molecular function (GO): odorant binding; olfactory receptor activity
Source: RefSeq, a predicted model, not a curated record
AUGGAACCCUCGAUCAUACGAACAGAUCUCGACAGUCUCUUUGACUACAGUCUGCAGCUAAACAAAUGGUUGCUGAUACCAAUCGGUGCUUGGCCCUCAACGACUUCAAAAAUCGAGAGGGUCGUUUCAUUAAUUUUGAUCGUCGUUUCUUACUGCUCCAUUCUAACAACCGUGGUCCCUUGCAUAUUGUACGUGAUUCUCGACGACGAUCUUCUGACACAGAAGCUGAUGAUGGUGGGUCCUCUGAGCCACUGGUUCAUAGGGGGAAUCAACUACACCACGUUGCUCUUGCGGAAAAAAGAGAUCCAAUGCUGCGUGAAGCACAUACACAUGCAAACCGAUUGGCGGUCGGUGACAAAAUCGAAGGACCAAGAAAUUAUGCUGAAGGACGCGGAAUUCGGUCGUUACGUGGUUAUUUUCUGCACCGCCUUCAUGCAGGGUGGCGUUCUGUGCUACUGCGUGAUAACAGGAUUCACCACGGAGGUUAUUCAAGUCGGAAACGAAACCAGAACCAUACGUAUGCUGCCAUGUGCCGCUUACAAGAAGCUGAUACCCGUGGACACUAGUCCCACAAAUGAGAUCAUUUUAUUCGUGCAGUUUUUGGCUGGUUUCAUUGUGAACUCUAGCACUGUCGGGGCUUUUAGUUUGGCUAUAGUGUUCGCGGCACAUGCUUAUGGCCAGCUGAACGUACUCAUCACGUGGAUCAGGGAACUCGUAAACGAAUCGAGAGGUCGUGAUCGAAAUGUUUAUUUGAAGGAAAUUGGUGUCGUAGUGGACAACCAUUUGAGAGCCCUGAGUUUUAUAUCGUAUAUUGAGGACAUGAUGACGGAGAUAUGCUUUUUGGAGUUGUUUAAGUGCACGUUUAAUAUAUGUAUGCUUGGAUACUACGUUCUUAUGCACUGGGCGAAUCGCGAUUAUCAAAAUAUGACAAUUUGUGUCGUCAUACUGUGUUCCAUGGCUUUCAACAUUUUCAUUGUGUGCUACAUCGGUGAAAAACUAUCUGAGCAGUGUAAAAAUGUCGGUGACUCAGUCUACAUGACGAACUGGUAUUAUUUACCGGAUAAACACAUUUUGGAUCUGCUACUGAUAAUUUCACGAUCUAGUACGGUAAUCAAAAUGACAGCUGGGAAAUUUGUUACUAUGUCUAUUUAUACGUUUGCAAGUGUGGUGAAAACAGCUUUUGCUUAUUUAAACGUGUUACGGCAAACUACAUGA